GGGGCUUAGUGGUGCGCUAGCCUAAUUGGGCGACUCCCUUAUCGAUUUGCAUACCGGCUAAACCUCGCUGAACCAGGCUGCCUCUCCACCAUCCCGCAUUUUCUCAGAGUUCGCGGUGCAUACAAUUUUCAACCUCUUCAUGAACAAGGUCGAUGUGCACGAUGUAAGGUGAUUGACCGACUCUCAAACCCUCAAUAUCACACUGGCGAUUAUUCACUACCAUAAUGAGCUCUAUGUUCAAGAAAAAAGGCGGGCUCGCCUUCAAGCCCAAGAUCCCGUCCGGUCGAGCUCGCCCCGCGGCCCCAGUACCACCACCACAACCUGCGAAACCUCCUCAGAGUCAACCGUCCAUUGAUGCGCAGUCGCAACCAGCGCAUCAAGAAACUCCCGAGACUCCUGAUUCGGCGACCCCGACGGUAGAUUCGAGUGCCGUUACGACGCAAGUGACUCACGAACCACCCCACCACGCAUCUCCAACCCCACCAGAGUCGGUUCCUGAGAAUGCGAAACACGACGAUACCACCACACUCGACCAAGUGACAAGCGAUAAACCGCACGAGCCCGAAGCUGUACCUACGGUAGCCCGCGUGGAGAACGAAACAGCCGUUGGUGAGCCCGAGACCCAGCUUGAGGCGACCGCGCUCAAGUCGGCACCAACCACAGAACCUGAACGAGUCCAGCCUGCUCCAGCGAAAGACAUCAGUAUCCCUGAUGAUUCACAUGGCGAGCAACAACCAGACACGACGGUAGUUCCAACGCCUGCGCCCCAUACAGUAGAUGAGGUUGCGACGACGGAGAGUUCCGCAACACCAUCAAUUACCCCGGCCGAGUCGAGUGAAACCACAUCACAAGCACCUGAAGAGGCUCGCGAGAAGCCAGCGCCGAAACCAAGGAGCAGGAAACAAUCGGCAAAGACUGCGCAAGAAGAAACUGUUGAUGGGGAUGACAGCGCUCGACCAAAGAAGCGCCCAAGGAAGACCGCAAAAGAUGGAGCGGGUGCGGCGCCAAAGCAGCCAAGGAAGCGCAAAACACCUACACAGACCGAUGGAGAAGGCCAGGCUAGGAGUAGGCGCGCCCGGUCGAUCACUCCCGAGGAUUCGGAGAAUCAGAUUGUGGACUUGCAACAACUGAAGAUGGCGGAUCUAACCAAGGACUUGCACAUUGGCAAGAAGUUCAGCCGCCACGACGAACUCCGAGAGCGAGAGAGGCGGACCAGACUUAAGGCGAAGGUUGGCUUAGACGCGGAUGGAGAGCGUGAUGGCUCGGAAACACCUGACAGGACCGAACCAGGUCCCAAGAAAGAUAGCCCGGCGACCACAUCGGCACCUGCUCCCGCAUCAGGUCCCCAAUUUCGCAUCGUGGACGGACAGAUUGUCGUCGACCAGAGUUCUCUGGCUGUCGAUCGGCACGCGCGCGCCGCCGCGGUCCUUGGAGACAUGGAGACGGUCGAAGAGAACGACUUUACGCGACUAAUCACCAGCAACUCCUUCAUGAACACAUCCAAGCUCAAGGGCCCAAACAUCUGGACCGACCCGGAGACGGAGCUCUUCUACCGCGGCCUGCGCAUGUUCGGCACCGACUUCGAGAUGAUUUCCAAGAUGUUUCCCCGCAAGCAGCGCCGCCACAUCAAACUCAAGUUCAACCGCGAGGAGCGCCACCGCCCCCGCCGCAUCGACGCCGCCAUCAUCGGCGAGAAGACGAUAAAGAUGGACCUAGACGAGUACAAGGCCUUCACUGGCUCUGAGUUCGAGUCGGUCGAGUCCAUCGAGGCCGAGCAGCGCAAGAUUCAGGAGGACUUCGAGGCCGAGCAGCAACGCGUCGCUGACGAGCAGGCCGAGAUCAUGCGUAAGAAGCGUGAGGAGCUUUUCGCCGACGACGACGAUGAUGCUGCCAAGAAGAAGAAGGGCAAGAAGGGCAAGCAGAAGGUCAUCUACGGGUUGAAUGGAGAGCCCAUUGCCGCAGAGUCCUAAGGACUGGGCCUUGAGGAUCGGGAGACGGAAAACAAUAGAACGGCGCAAAGGAGACCGGCAUGAUACCCGUUAGGUUUUUUCCACAUGGAAUAGAAAUCAACCUAGUUAUUGAUAUAGGAUUCAAUCAUCCUUAGGACGGAAUAUGGGUACAAACGAUGCACCCGGUAAGACGCAGCAAGCAU
Molecule: messenger RNA, 2152 nt
Organism: Ilyonectria robusta
Lineage: Eukaryota; Fungi; Ascomycota; Sordariomycetes; Hypocreales; Nectriaceae
Exons: 1
Coding region: 225-1970 (581 amino acids)
Biological process (GO): RNA polymerase III preinitiation complex assembly
Cellular component (GO): transcription factor TFIIIB complex
Molecular function (GO): TFIIIC-class transcription factor complex binding
Source: RefSeq, a predicted model, not a curated record